GUAGACCGAUCAGUUGAAUUCCAUCGGCCCUGACGCACGUCGUUGUAAUACUUUUGAAUAAAAGAUUUUCAAUAGCGAUAAAUUGAGGCCAUUCGUCUCCAGUGUUUCAUCAACUUGCGCUGCGAUCAUUCCAGAAAUUGACAUUGAUUCAAUCGUAUCCGCGAAUGUUCGAAGAAUUCAUUUAGGUCGUUGAUUUUUACGAGUGAACCCAGCUUUGGGGAGUUAUUCUGGGUGUUAACGACUCGCGUGCAUUCAUUUACAUCUGUUUCAAGAGGUCAUUAUCUCUGAGUGAAGUUUUACGGCAUUUCAACUCGUCAUUGCAACAAUGAACGUUCUCGGGGCUUUGAGGAAGUCUUGCUGCGCAGCCAAAAGUCGACGAAAUUUCUCCAGCGUGGGAUUCAUCGGUCUCGGGAAUAUGGGAAAUAGUAUGGCAAUGAAUAUAUUGAAAAAAGGAUUCAAAUUAACCGUUUUCGAUAUCAAUAAAUCCGCGAUGACGAAUGUCAUUGAGGCGGGAGGUAAGGCCGCUCCUAAUGUAUCGGAUGUUGCCAAAAAUUCCGAAAUUGUCAUUACAAUGCUGCCUGCCAAUGAUCACGUGUGGGAGUGUUACACUGGCAAAAAUGGUCUCCUGAGCACUGUCAAUAAGGAUGCCUUAUUGAUUGACAGCAGUACAAUUGAUCCACUGGUCUCCCAAAAACUCUCUGUAGAGACGCUAAAGAAAGGAGCCAAGUUCCUGGAUGGUCCAGUAUCAGGCGGAGUGGUAGGGGCACGUGAUGCUACCUUGACAUUUAUGGUAGGCGGUGGAAAACAAGAGUGUGAACGAGCUAAGCCCAUUCUGGAAGCCAUGGGCUCACGAGUAGUCCAUUGUGGUGAUGUUGGCAUGGGCCAGGUCGCUAAAUUAUGCAACAACAUGUUACUAGCUAUCAGCAUGAUCGGUGUGGCUGAAGCUGUCAAUCUCGCCGAUCGAUUAGGACUAGAUCCUAAAGUGAUGAACAGCAUUAUUAACACGAGCACUGGUCGCUGCUGGUCAUCUGAAAUAAAUCCUCCAGUACCUGGAAUAAUCGACUCUGUUCCAAGCUCCAACGAUUACAAGGGGGGUUUCACGACCUCAUUGAUAAGCAAAGAUCUCGGCCUCGCUCAAGCAGCUGCGACCCGGAGUAAUGCACUUACGCCUUUAGGUUCUGUUGCUCAACAAGUGUACAGAACUAUCAUGCUCCAUGGAUUCGGUGACAAAGACUUCAGCUCUGUAUAUCAAUACCUCAGAGGCAACAAAUAAAUUUUCCAGACUCAGAA
Messenger RNA from Fopius arisanus, 1290 nucleotides. RefSeq names its product 3-hydroxyisobutyrate dehydrogenase, mitochondrial. The record is from RefSeq and is a predicted model, not a curated record. Gene Ontology annotation, cellular component: mitochondrion. Gene Ontology annotation, molecular function: NAD binding; NADP binding; 3-hydroxyisobutyrate dehydrogenase activity. Lineage: Eukaryota; Metazoa; Arthropoda; Insecta; Hymenoptera; Braconidae. Gene Ontology annotation, biological process: L-valine catabolic process. Bases 326 to 1273 code for a protein of 315 amino acids. The transcript has 7 exons.